AUGUCAACAUCAUUCGUUUUAUCGGCCCUUUGUGCAAUUGGCGGGUUGAUGGGCUACUUUAGGAAAAAUUCGGUGCCUUCCUUGGUUGGUGGAUUGGUGGUAUCUGCAUUAUAUGGAAGUGCCGGCUACAUUAUGAAUCUGAAUGGCAAACAUGGAGAGGAGCUAGCAUUGGGUGCUAGUAUAAUUUUGUUUCUCGCAGGAUUAGUGAGGUCAUACGCCACUGGGUUUUCAAAACCAAUUCCGCUUUUGUUGUUGGCUUUGGGUGCAAUAGCUGGUGGAUUUUACUUCAAACAAUUUAAUCAGAUUCAAAGAGCUUUCAGAUAG
Messenger RNA from Lodderomyces parapsilosis, 324 nucleotides. Its product is annotated as TMEM14 family protein. Bases 1 to 324 code for a protein of 107 amino acids. The record is from RefSeq and is a predicted model, not a curated record. Gene Ontology annotation, cellular component: membrane. The transcript has a single exon. Lineage: Eukaryota; Fungi; Ascomycota; Pichiomycetes; Serinales; Debaryomycetaceae.